AUGUCUGCUUCGUGUUUGGCGUUGAGACGGCUGACCCACCGGUCUCCCCGCACUUUCCAGUCCCGCAUCUCCUCCGUCUCCAGAAUCUCAUCUGCCGCAUCCUCCUUCUCCUCCCUCAACGCUCUUCGCGCAGUUAACUCGACCGCUCCUCGAGUCUCUCGUUUCUCAACCAUGGCACCUCUUCAGUCUGGCUCUCAGGAUGGCGCCCUCCAGAAGCCCUACGAUCCCGAAAUUCAGGACAUGGCCAACUAUAUUCACAACUACGAGGUUAACUCCGACUUGGCUUAUGACACUGCCCGUCUUGUGUUCCUCGAUACCCUAGGCUGUGGAUUGGAAGCCUUGAAAUUCAAAGAGUGCACCAAGCUUUUGGGUCCCGUUGUGGAAGGAACCGUUGUUCCCAACGGAACCCGUGUGCCCGGUACACCGUACCAGCUCGACCCUGUCAAUGGUGCGUUCAACAUUGGUGCGAUGAUCCGCUGGCUGGAUUACAAUGACUGCUGGUUGGCCGCCGAAUGGGGUCACCCUUCGGACAACUUGGGCGGCAUCCUUGCCGUGGCUGACUGGAUCUCUCGUACCAACCGUGCUGGCGGCAAUAUUGCGGGUGGUAAGAUCGUGAAGGUCAAGGAAGUGCUGGAGGCCAUGAUUAAGGCCCAUGAGAUUCAGGGUGUGCUGGCGCUGGAGAACUCUUACAACAAGGUUGGCCUGGACCACGUUGUUCUGGUCAAGGUCGCGACGACCGCUGUGGUUGCCAAGAUGCUCGGCCUCAGUGAGAAACAGACUGCGGAUGCCAUCUCCCAGGCGUUCGUCGACGGUCAGAGUCUCCGGACUUACAGACACUCCCCCAACACCAUGUCAAGAAAGUCUUGGGCUGCCGGUGACGCAUGCCAGCGGGCUGUUAACCUCGUGCUGAAGGUGCAGAAGGGUGAGGGUGGAUUGCACACUGUUCUUUCCGCCCCUGUCUGGGGCUUCUACGAUGUGCUGUUCAAAGGCAAUAAGUUCAAGUUCCAGCGUCCCUAUGGCAGCUACGUUAUGGAGAACGUCCUUUUCAAGGUCUCCUAUCCUGCCGAAUUCCACUCUCAGACAGCGAUCGAAGCUGCCGAGAUCAUCAACAAGAAGCUCGCUGCCUUGGGCAAGAGCGCCAAGGACAUCAAGGAAGUCACCAACCGCACCCACGAAGCUUGCAUUCGCAUCAUUGACAAGCAGUUCAAGGCCAUGGACAACUUCGCGGACCGUGACCACUGCGUUCAGUACAUGGUUGCCACCAUGCUGGCAUUCAAUCGUCUCACCGCCACCGACUAUGCCGAUGGCUCGGAGGCGGCCACCUCCCCUCUCGUUGAGGAUCUCCGUAAGCGCAUCCGCUGCGUUGAAGAUACUCAGUUCACCACGGACUACCACGACCCGGCUAAGCGCACUAUCCCCAAUGCCCUCACCGUCACCCUGAACGACGGUACCGUGCUCGAGGAGGUCGUUGUCGAGGCUCCUCUGGGCCACCGUUUGCGCCGCGAAGAGGCCAAGCCCGAGAUCCUGGCCAAGUACAAGCGUCACCUGCAGGCUCACUUCGAGCAGGCUCGCAUCGACGAGCUGCUCGAGGUGGGCUUGAACAAGUCUGCCCUUGAGGGUUACGAUGUGGACAAGUAUGUCGACUUGUAUGUCAAGGACAAGAUGGUCGCGUCUGCAUAG
Messenger RNA from Aspergillus oryzae RIB40, 1680 nucleotides. RefSeq names its product putative 2-methylcitrate dehydratase. Gene Ontology annotation, molecular function: 2 iron, 2 sulfur cluster binding; 2-methylcitrate dehydratase activity. Gene Ontology annotation, cellular component: mitochondrion. The record is from RefSeq and is a predicted model, not a curated record. Lineage: Eukaryota; Fungi; Ascomycota; Eurotiomycetes; Eurotiales; Aspergillaceae. The transcript has 4 exons. The coding region runs from base 1 to 1680 and encodes 559 amino acids.